UGUCAUUGGAAUUGGACUAGGUUAUGUUUUGUUUGAAGAAGUGAAGUGCUCUAACGCUUUAAGUUAAUAGUUAAAAUUAAUAUUUCUUCAUUAAUAGUAUACACUAAUCUAAAUAAUAUUAAACUAAAUUCUUGCUAUUUUGUCCAUACAUAAUAAUCAUGUCUGUGCAAAACAAUUAAGUUUUACUCUAAUAUGGCUUGUGACAGAGAAAUUUUAAGAGAAAUUUGGGAAGGGAAGCUUCCAAUAUGUUUUCAAUUAAAUCCAGAAGAAGCAAAUAAGCUGCAACCACCAGAACCAUUUUAUUUGAUGGUCCCCAGAUUAAGUUACUUUCCUCUUGUAACAGAUAAGGUCCGAAAAUACUACCAAAAAUAUAUUGAUGAGGAAAAACAAGAUAAUGAAAUGUGGCUUGACUUCAACGGAAUACCACUGAAAUGGCAUUACCCAAUAGGAGUGCUGUUUGAUCUUAACAAGACGGACAUUCAACUUCCAUGGAACAUCACUGUACAUUUUGACAAGUUUCCAGAGGAUGAACUCAUUCAUUGUCAAACAAGGGAGGCCGUUGAAUCUCACUUUAUGAACUGCAUCAAAGAAGCUGAUGUGUUGAAGCAUCGGACACAGCUAGUCUCAAGUAUGCAACAGAAAGAUCACAAGCAGCUCUGGUUGGGUCUUCAAAAUGACAAGUUCGAUCAGUUUUGGGCAGUGAACCGAAAGCUGAUGGAGCUCAGUUCGGGAGAAGAGGCAUUUAAAUACAUUCCGUUCCGGUGUUACCACCUGAGCAAGGACAAUUGCAUGGUACAGCGACUGGUCAAGCCUUUGACUGAGCAAGGCCACAGGAAGACACUACGAGGUCUCGUCCAGGAGCUGUUCCCAGAAGAAGAAAAAACAGUUCACGUGAUGACUCAUGGCGUAGAGCCACCAUGGGACACCCCACUCCAGUGGAUGAGCGAACAUCUCAGUUAUCCGGACAACUUUUUGCAUCUCUGCGUUGGCUACUCGUAACUCAAGUACUGUUAUCCUCUCUACGCACUUUUUCCUUCGUGUAUUUAUAUUGUAUAUUGUUUAAUGUUUUGUAUAAAAUAAGUAAAGUGUUAUGCUUUUAAA
Messenger RNA from Macrosteles quadrilineatus (aster leafhopper), 1101 nucleotides. It is a transcript of the gene Atg5, whose product is annotated as autophagy protein 5. Bases 193 to 999 code for a protein of 268 amino acids. The record is from RefSeq and is a predicted model, not a curated record. Gene Ontology annotation, biological process: autophagy of mitochondrion; C-terminal protein lipidation; nucleophagy. The transcript is spliced from 6 exons. Lineage: Eukaryota; Metazoa; Arthropoda; Insecta; Hemiptera; Cicadellidae. Gene Ontology annotation, cellular component: Atg12-Atg5-Atg16 complex; phagophore assembly site membrane; cytoplasm.